AUGGCGGUGCCACAGCCGGUGGUGCAGCUGCUGAAGACCCUGGAUCGAAUCCGGUCCUUCAUCUUGUUGGUCCUCGUCUACCUCGGCGUGUACCAACAGGACCAGCACAUAGCCUCGGCGACAGGCCGACCACCCGGCCCGGCCACGCCCUCGUCGAUCAAGGCCAGGCUUCCGGUCGUCGAAGUCGGGAGCCUCGUCGACGGGAGACCGCGAGGCUGGUGCUGCGCCGAGGAGCCCAUGUGCGUGUUUUGCCUGGAUAGGCUGGAGCCGAAGGACGAGGUCAGGGAGCUCGGCAACUGCCGCCACGCGUUCCACAGAGGGUGCAUCGACAGGUGGGUGGACAAGGGCGAGUUCAGCUGUCCGGUGUGCAGGUCGGAGCUGUUGCCGAGCGGAGCCGACGGGAUAAGGGGGGCCAUCCUUAAAUUCAUUUGUGGACUAGUGAGACGUCACGGUGUUGAAGAUGACAAUUAG
Musa acuminata AAA Group (dessert banana) is the source of this 471-nucleotide messenger RNA. RefSeq names its product brassinosteroid-responsive RING protein 1-like. NCBI's taxonomy places the organism in Eukaryota, Viridiplantae, Streptophyta, Magnoliopsida, Zingiberales, Musaceae. Gene Ontology annotation, molecular function: ubiquitin protein ligase activity. Gene Ontology annotation, biological process: protein ubiquitination. The record is from RefSeq and is a predicted model, not a curated record. Bases 1 to 471 code for a protein of 156 amino acids. The transcript has a single exon.